CUGUCCAGGGUGCUGAAGGUCCACUGAGAUCGCUUGUUUAAGUUAUAAAAUAGCCAAUAUCACACGGGGGACAACUUCGGGAGUAUCCACGUAACCUGUGAUCAUGUUUCAAGUUUAUACAUCACCAAUAGACCAGAUGAGCCGGGCUGUUCGCUAUCUAUCUAUCUUUUAGAUCUUUAUAAACAGGACGCAAUGUAUCGCGAAUUGGAGUCGACGCCUAAUUUGGAUUAUGUGAAAUAUCUAAACAAAGCUCAACUUCUGGAUCUUCUGGAAGACGAAGAAACGAUACGAGCCACUGUCAGAGUCAAUUCAAAGUUAAAGGCUCUUCAGAGAUCUAAAGCAGUCUUGCUGUCCUCCAAUUGCUGGCUGGCAAAGCAAAAUUUAGUUUAUAAGCCCUAUUUGACCAAAACUAAGCUACUCUUAGCUGAAAAACACCAGGAACUUGGUCAACUGGUCUCAUCAAUUCAACACAAAGAAAGCAAGCUGGAAACUUUACAGCAGAAAUUCAAUCUUCGACUGAUUCAUAGAUUAUUUAAAGAGAAGAUCAAUCAUUCUGUGAGGGAAUCUAAGUAUAUAUGGCAGACAUUCAAAGAAGGAAAACUGCUGCCUAAAGAUUUUGUGGAAUUACUCCAAAACGCACAGAAAUUGUACCAUAAACGUCUGGUUCAGGCCGAGAAGAUCCAGGAUCUCAUUGCAAAGACAACAGUUUACGAGAGAGAUGUUUUUCCUUACAUUGGGCAUCAUUUAAACCUUCAGCACACACCAACCACAAUCAAUGUUUUUGCUGGCGUCUCUCCUGUUAUCUUGCUGCCUGAUCUUCAGACAUCACAUCUUGCUCCCCUGAGGCAUCAUGGCUGUCUUGAUUCUUUUUUGAUACCCAACAAAGACCAUUGUGGGUGCACAGAGAUUCAUAGAUGGCCACAAAGACAUUGUUUUUUAAAGCCACUUGAGAAGAUUCACAAGCCAAAAACUCCAGAGUAAAAUGUUCUGAACAU
Molecule: messenger RNA, 995 nt
Organism: Misgurnus anguillicaudatus (oriental weatherfish)
Lineage: Eukaryota; Metazoa; Chordata; Actinopteri; Cypriniformes; Cobitidae
Source: RefSeq, a predicted model, not a curated record